AAGGGCUCCACGUCCCCGCUCGGCGUCGCACCGCCUCCCGCGCGCCUGCCGCGGGUGUCUGAGCCGGGCGCUGAGCCGCGCUGCGGGAGCGCGCCAUGACCUCGCCGGCGACCCAGGUGGCCCUGCCGCUGGCCCUGCUGCUGCACGCCGCAGCGGUCCUCGGCUGGAACGAGUUCCGCAUGACGCCGCGCGAAGUGACCGCGACCGUGGGCCAGAAGGUGGAGCUGCGCUGCGAGGUGUUCGUGACCAAGUCGUCGGGCUGCACGUGGCUGUUCCAGCGGCGGGAAGCGGCCGCCAGCCCUGUCUUCCUAAUGUACAUCGGUACCCGGACCAAGAUAGCCGAGGGGCUGGAGUCCCACAUCUCAGGCCAAAAGUUCCAGAACGACGGCUACACCCUCACACUGCACAGCUUCACAGAAAAGGACCAAGGCUACUAUUUCUGCUCGGUCGUGGCCAACUCGAUAGUGUACUUCAGCCCCUUCGUGCCCGUCUUCCCGCCAGAAAAACGCACCACGACGCUCGCACCGCGGCCAUCCACGCGGGCGCCCCCCAGCGCGUCGCAGCCGGUGUCCCGGCGCCCGGAGACGUGCCGGCCGGCGGCUGGCAGCCCAGUGGAAACGAAGGGGAAAUACUUCGCCUGUGUUAUCUACAUAUGGGCGCCACUGGCUGGCAUCUGCGCGGUCCUUCUUCUGUCCCUGGUCAUCACCGCCACCUGCAGCUACAGAAACCGAAGACGCGUUUGCAAAUGUCCCAGGCCCCUGGUCAGACCGGCAGGCAAGCCCAGCCCCUCGGAGAGAUACGUCUAACAUGGCAACGGGCCCUGUGCAACAGCCACUACAAGACUUCAGACUGAGAACUCUCCUCACAAGGAGGGCAACGGCCCUUCCCUUUUGUUUUUUUCAGCCUUCCUUCUUUAUGUAUUCAUUCUCCUUAUUAUUAUUUUUGUUGGGUGGGGGGUGGAAGGGUUACUCUUUCUUUGCCUUUAAUUGAUACAAAACAAACCUGUAUGUCAACGGUACACCAUCGGGCACACGUAUCGGGGAAAGGGCAGGCUGUGUUCUCAGAGCCAGGCCGUUAGAGGUGGUGGGGGCCUCACAAGCACCUGGUCCAAACCUCGUCCCUGGCCAUUUAUGUCACAGAGGAGGAGGCUGAAGUCCAGGGAAGCUCCAUCAGAGUCACAGCAGGGCUGGGGUUCCUCCUCCACACCGUUCAGAUCUCUCUUCUGGGGGCGUUUGUCUCCGCGUGGGUUCUGUGUCUCAAACCGCAAGGGAACCAGUCAUUUCUUGAGCACCCGCAAUGGACCCAUUACUGCACCCACAGCCGAGAGAAGGUAAUGAAAUAAAAGAAACUCUGCUUUUCACAGAGUUCCGUAAUGUAGUUGAACAGGAGCAGAAUUUUUUUAUAAGAAAGCCUGAAAUCAUAUAGACAGUAGGAAUUCCUCAAAUUAAGCUGAACCGAAGUCUGGAAAAUGAAUCCUCAAAUCUCCGAAUAAAACCUCUCUCACAUCCCUGACUGGAGGUGAAAUUGUACCCCCAGUCCUGCAUCGCAGAGGGACCCACGACAGAGGAGAGGCCAUCCUUUUACAAAUAGGAUUGGCGCGUCAGUAAGGAUGAACGGAGAUCCUUUUGGAUCUCAAAACGUUAGAUGCCAUAUUUGAACGUGCUCCUGGGACCACGGAGACUUUUUAGCUUGUAAAGGCAGAAUCGUGAGAGAGCUGCCGGCACUACCCUGGCCUCCCCUCAGGUGGGGGUGUAGCAGAAGAGACUCCGCCCUGGUCAGAGGAGGGGAGGAGUCUAACUGCCCAAAGGGCUGCCCCGCACACACAUUUCCUCCCCCGUGGUGUUGUACUGCAACUGUUCUCACAGCAAGAAAAACAUUCAACUAGAUAAGGAAAUAAGAAUCAUCCAUAAUUCUUUACCCCCAGUAUAACCCACUGUUAAUAUUACGAUAUGUGUCUUCAGAUUAUUCUCUAUGCAUACGUGUAGAAUAUAUUUUUUGAUUUUUAAAUGGAAUUGCAUUAUGCUUUUUAUAAGUGGCUUUAAUAAACAAACCUUUACAGCAUACUUUUUAAAAAUAUAUUUCAUUGAUUCUGUUAUUAC
Molecule: messenger RNA, 2099 nt
Organism: Artibeus jamaicensis (Jamaican fruit-eating bat)
Lineage: Eukaryota; Metazoa; Chordata; Mammalia; Chiroptera; Phyllostomidae
Gene: CD8A
Product: CD8 subunit alpha
Exons: 6
Coding region: 96-806 (236 amino acids)
Source: RefSeq, a predicted model, not a curated record